This is a messenger RNA of Manihot esculenta (cassava), 2281 nucleotides long. Its product is annotated as RNA-binding protein 39. Gene Ontology annotation, molecular function: RNA binding. Gene Ontology annotation, biological process: mRNA processing. The coding region runs from base 224 to 2032 and encodes 602 amino acids. The record is from RefSeq and is a predicted model, not a curated record. NCBI's taxonomy places the organism in Eukaryota, Viridiplantae, Streptophyta, Magnoliopsida, Malpighiales, Euphorbiaceae. Gene Ontology annotation, cellular component: nucleus. The transcript has 14 exons.
UUUGCCCUAGCGCGAGAUAAUCCGAGUCGCGCAGAGGAGAACACUCCUGGUCCUGGGAGCCAAAAUCUGCUUUUCGAAGCACACUUGGAUCUCUCAGUCUUUGCUUUUGGUUCCUUGCUUUGUAGCAAAUUUCGUCUCUGUUUUUGUCUCCAUAUUUCCUGUUAGAGCUGCAGUGAGAUUUAUUUCUGAGGUUGCCUGUCUGAUUCAUUGGACUAUACUUAAAAUGGAGUUUGAUGAGUAUGAUUACCUGGAAAAAACUGUUGAAAACCCUGAACCCCAUAUGGCAAAGGAUAUUGCCAAUGGUGAUGAUGUCAUGAAGUCAGGGGAAAAAGAUAGCAGCCGUGGUUCAAAACAUAAGAGCAAUGAGAAGGAUGAUGGGGAUGAUGAGCGGCAUCGCUCAAAGCGCUCAAAAUCUGGAGAUGAAUCUCGUGACCGACACAAAGAUAGGGUUUCAUCUCGUCAUCGUUCUCGAUCUAGAGAUGGAGAGAGGGAUCGACAGCGGAGUAGCCGAGAACAUAGAGAUAAGGACAGAGGUAGAGAUAGGGAGAGGGAUAGAGAUAGGGAGGAGAGAAAUGGGAAAGAGAGGGACAGGGAUAGAGAUCGGGAGCGUGAUCAUGAUAAGGACAGGAGGGAGCGCGACCGUGACAGUGAAAAGGACAGGGAGAAGGAAAGAGAGCGGUCGCGUCGAAGCAGGAGUCGAUCUGAAAGGCGUCAGAGCGAUUUGGAUGAAAGGGAAACAGAAAAGAGCCGUGACAGGGACUAUAAAGAAAGAGAAAGGGAGAGAGAGUCAAGGGAACGGGACAGAGAAAGCAGGAGAACUAAAGAUAGAAAGGAAGAAGUUGCAGAGCCAGAAGCUGAUCCUGAACGUGAUCAGAGGACAGUAUUUGCCUAUCAGAUAUGUUUAAAGGCAGACGAAAGAGAUGUCUAUGAAUUUUUCUCAAGGGCUGGCAAGGUGCGAGACGUACGUCUCAUAAUGGAUCGCAAUUCAAGGAGGUCAAAGGGGGUUGGGUAUAUUGAGUUCUAUGAUGCAAUGUCUGUACCAAUGGCCAUAGCACUCUCUGGACAGCCUCUUCUUGGUCAACCAGUAAUGGUGAAACCUUCAGAAGCUGAAAAAAAUCUUGUUCAGUCAACUACAACCGUAAAUGCAGGAUCUGGUCCAUACUCUGGAGGGGCUAGAAGGUUGUAUGUUGGCAAUCUGCACUUCAACAUAACAGAAGAUCAGCUUCGUCAGGUUUUUGAACCAUUUGGUGCUGUGGAGUUGGUUCAAUUGCCUCUUGAUGAAACUGGGCACUGCAAAGGCUUUGGCUUUGUGCAGUUUGCCCGUCUUGAAGAUGCUAGGAAUGCCUUGAAUUUGAAUGGACAGGUAGAGAUUGCUGGUCGGCCAAUCAAGGUGUCAACUGUUACUGAUCAAACGGGAAUGCAAGACGGUGGGACAAAUGCUGGUGAUUUUGAUGAUGAUGAAGGCGGUGGCUUGGCAUUAAAUGCACGUUCUCGAGCUCUUCUAAUGCAGAAAUUGGAUCGCAGCGGCACUGCCUCUAGUAUUGCUGGUUCACUGGGAACCCCUGUUGUCAGCACUGGGCUUCCUGUACCAGUGGCACCAAUCCUUGGUGCUGCACCUGUGGUGCCUCCUGUUGUUGCUCCUCUUAUGGCAGGUUCUGUUCCUGGUCUAACUGGACUUGCAGGUGCAGGUGUUCAACUUCCAGCUUCUGCAAUUCCUUCUGUGGAUACAAUUGGCAUCCCAAGUGAAUGUUUAUUGUUGAAGAACAUGUUUGAUCCUAAUGUAGAGACGGAACCAGACUUUGAUUUGGAUAUUAAAGAAGAUGUUCAAGAUGAGUGUUCUAAGUUUGGAAGUUUGAGGCAUAUUUAUGUGGACAAAAAUAGCUCGGGUUUUGUGUACUUGCGCUUCGAGAAUACACAAUCUGCUAUAAAUGCCCAGCGUGCUCUUCAUGGAAGAUGGUUUGCUGGGAAGAUGAUCACUGCAACAUUCAUGGUGCCCCAGAUGUACGAGGCUAAAUUCCCGGAGAGCAGAUAGGAGUAUUAUUAGGCUUUUGGAUGUCCAAAAAUUAUCUUUGUCUAUGUUAAUUCUGGAAUCAUCGUAUUGCAAAGGAUGGAAAUACUAGGUGAGGUAGCGUUGUCAUUUUGAUAAAAAAAAUUUAAAAGUAGUUAGCUUCUGUUGUGUUCUCAUUUGUAAUUUUGUUCAUGGAAGUGGAAUGGUGAAGAACAUACGCUUUAUGUGAAUUUAUGAUCGACUUUUUAUAAGAGCUACUCUCUCUUAUAUUUA